Molecule: messenger RNA, 432 nt
Organism: Lachancea fermentati
Lineage: Eukaryota; Fungi; Ascomycota; Saccharomycetes; Saccharomycetales; Saccharomycetaceae
Source: the annotation of a GenBank genome assembly
AUGUCUGACGUUGAAGAAGUCCAAGAAGUUGUCGAAGAGGUUGUCGUUGAGCAAGCCGCCGAAUCCAUCACCAUUGAAGAUGCUUUGAAGGUUGUUUUGAGAACCGCUUUGAUUCACGAUGGUUUGGCCAGAGGUUUGAGAGAAUCCGCCAAGGCUUUGACCAGAGGUGAAGCUCAGUUGGUUGUUUUGGUUGACUCCGUUACUGAAGACAACAUCAUCAAGUUGGUUGAAGGUCUAGCUAACGACCCAGAAAACAAGGUUCCAUUGAUCAAGGUUGCUGACGCCAAGCAACUAGGUGAAUGGGCCGGUUUGGGUAAGAUCGACCGUGAAGGUAACGCCAGAAAGGUUGUUGGUGCUUCCGUUGUUGUUGUCAAGAACUGGGGUGCUGACACUGAAGAACGUCAAAUGAUUUUGGAACACUUCUCCCAAUAA